Coregonus clupeaformis (lake whitefish) is the source of this 1309-nucleotide messenger RNA. Its product is annotated as lysyl oxidase homolog 3B. The record is from RefSeq and is a predicted model, not a curated record. Gene Ontology annotation, cellular component: membrane. The transcript is spliced from 7 exons. Gene Ontology annotation, molecular function: copper ion binding; protein-lysine 6-oxidase activity. Gene Ontology annotation, biological process: peptidyl-lysine oxidation. The coding region runs from base 133 to 1026 and encodes 297 amino acids. NCBI's taxonomy places the organism in Eukaryota, Metazoa, Chordata, Actinopteri, Salmoniformes, Salmonidae.
UGCCCCCCACAGAUCCGCCUGACGGGGGGCCGUACGCGCUAUGAGGGGCGGGUGGAGGUGCUGAGUACGGAGGCUAACGGGACCAGGAGCUGGGGGCUGAUCUGUGGAGGGGCCUGGGGAACCAAGGAGGCCAUGGUGGUCUGCAGACAGCUGGGGCUAGGCUACGCUAACAACGGCCUGCAAGAAACGUGGUACUGGGACAGUAGUAAUGUAACAGAGAUGGUGAUGAGCGGAGUGAAGUGCACAGGGAACGAGAUGUCUCUGAGCCACUGCCAGCACCACAGGACCGUCAGCUGUCAGAAGACUGCUGCUAAGUUCUCUGCUGGAGUCAUCUGCUCAGAGACGGCAUCUGACCUGGUCCUGAAUGCUCCCCUGGUCCAACAGUCGGUGUACAUCGAGGACCGCCCCCUCCACAUGUUGUACUGUGCAGCGGAGGAGAACUGUCUGUCUAAGUCUGCUGCUAGCGCUAACUGGCCCUACGGACACCGCCGUCUGCUGCGGUUCUCCUCUCAGAUCCACAACAUCGGACGGGCCGACUUCAGGCCCAAGGCUGGACGCCACUCCUGGGUCUGGCACGCCUGUCACGGGCACUACCACAGCAUGGACAUAUUCACCCACUACGACCUGCUGUCGUCCAACGGGACCAAGGUGGCUGAGGGACACAAGGCUUCCUUCUGUCUGGAGGACACAGAGUGUCACGAGGGUAUCUCUAAGAGGUAUGAGUGUGCUAAUUUCGGAGAGCAGGGCAUCACCGUGGGGUGUUGGGACCUGUAUCGCCAUGACAUCGACUGCCAGUGGAUCGACAUCACCGACAUAAAACCAGGAAACUACAUCCUACAGAUUGUGAUCAAUCCAAACUUUGAAGUGGCAGAGAGUGACUUCACCAACAACGCCAUGAAAUGCAACUGCAAAUACGACGGCCACCGGAUCUGGCUUCACAACUGUCACAUGGGUGAUGCCUUCAGCGAGGAGGCAGAGAGGAAGUUUGAGAAAUACCCAGGACAGCUCAACAACCAGAUCUCAUAAUCUGCCUAGCAACACACAAAUCUCAUCAGACCCAUGUACAAACCAAAGAGCGGGGCUUGAUGCGUCUAACCGUGUUCAACAAUGGGACAACCAAUCACCAACCCCUCCAUCACCUAUCUACCUAUCAGAAACCCAAUUCAUUAUCAAAUCACAAACCAACCAACCGAUCACAACCAACAUCAUUAAAUCACAAGCAACAUCCCACAGGGCAGCAGCAGUGGUCUUAAGACCAGGAUUCAAUCCAAACGCAUUUUUGUCGGCUAAUGCACCUUUUAAAAGGCAA